UUGCGCUAUUCUUUGGAUUUUGUUGAGAAUACUGGGGGCGAAAUUCGCGAGAACUUUCUGGAAAGAAGAACUCAUUGGAAUAUUUAAACGUUGUCAAAGUUAAUUUCAUUUCUUUGCUUUGUGAGUGGUAUAAUGGAUCAGGUUACAGUUUUAAAAGAUAAGGGAAAUGCCGCAUUAGGGGCGAAUAACAUAGAAGAUGCGAUAAAAUUCUACACGGAGGGUAUCAAUUUAGAUGGCAAAAAUGCUGUUUUGUAUUCAAAUAGAUCUGCUGCCUAUGCCAAAGCAAACAGAUAUGAUUUAUCUUUAAAAGAUGCUGAGAAAGCCAUAGAGCUGAAGCCUGAUUGGGCUAAGGCUUACUCGAGAAAAGGGGCUGCGUUGGCGUAUUUAGGCAAAUUAGACGCUGCUAUAGCUACUUACGAAAAAGGUUUGCAAUUGGAUCCAAACAAUAGCCAAUUAAAAGAAGGUCUUUCAGAAGUAAAGGCACAAAAAACAGCAGACUUAAUGGCAAAACUUAGGGCAGACCCUAGGACACGCUCAUUCGUAGAUGAUCCGGAAUAUUUGGCUUUAGUAAAUGCACUUAUGUCUAAUCCCCAGUCAUUGGGGACGGCAAUGCAAGAUCCCCGUCUCUUAACGACAUUAUCAGUACUGACUGGUUUAGAUAUUGGCUCAGAUGACAUGAUGGACACAUCUGAGCCUCCACCACCUAAAAGACCUGAACCAAAAUCAGAACCUAAAAAAGAAGCAGAGCCCGAUUUACCAGAAAACAUCAAAUUAGCUAAAAAAGAAAAAGAACUGGGCAAUGAAAGUUACAAAAAAAAAGAUUUUGGUAGUGCCAUUGUGCACUAUAAUAAAGCUAUUGAGUAUGAUCCCAACGACAUCACUUUUUAUAAUAAUUUAGCUGCAGUUUAUUUCGAACAGAAAGAGUAUGAGAAGUGCAUUAAAGAGUGUGAAAAGGGAAUUGAAAUUGGGAGGCAGAACAGAGCCGAUUUUAAAUUGAUCGCCAAAUCCUUUAUGAGGAUUGGCAAUGCCUACAAAAAGUUGAAAAACUAUCAGAAUGCUAAAAUUUAUUAUGAAAAGUCUUUAUCGGAGCACAGGACACCAGAGAUUAAAACACUUCUCUCUCAAGUAGAGAAAAUUAUAAAGGAGGAAGAGGAGAAGUCAUACAUUAACCCAGAGUUGGCGGAAAAAGAGAAAGAAAUAGGCAAUGAAUUGUUCAAAAAGGGCGACUAUGCGACCGCUGUUAAACACUACACAGAAGCCAUCAGACGCAAUCCUGACGAUGCAAAAUUGUACAGCAACCGUGCAGCGUGUUACACGAAACUGGCCGCGUUUGAUCUUGGUUUGCGCGACUGCGAGAAAUGCGUCGAGCUCGAUCCAAAGUUUAUCAAAGGUUGGAUCCGGAAGGGUCAUAUUUUGCAGGGCAUGCAACAGGCGAGCAAAGCUAUCGCAGCGUUCCAAAAGGCCAUCGAAAUUGAUCCUAAUAACUCUGAAGCUCUUCAAGGUUAUCGAGCUUGCACUAUCGAAAAUUCCAACUUGGAUCGCGAUCCAGAAAAGAUCAGACAGAGGGCAAUGGCAGAUCCAGAGGUGCAGUCAAUCCUCAGGGAUCCGGCAAUGCGGUUGAUUCUUGAACAGAUGCAGAACGAUCCAAAGGCUCUGCAGGAUCACCUACAAAAUCCCGAUAUAGCGGCUAAGAUUCAAAAAUUGUAUGAGUCGGGCCUUAUAGCCAUCCGCUAGAAUCUUCUAUUCCCUUUUAAUGCUAACCAUUUUUUUUUUAAUUUUAACUAUGGUGCAGCGGUCCGAAUGCCAUUUAUGCCUUCUUUGUGUUCAAUUUGUCAAAAAUUGUUUCGUGUUAUAGUUUAUAUCUCCAUCUUUUUAGGUAAGCUUCUUUGGCAUAAUAAAGUACUGAUAAAUCGAA
Messenger RNA from Cylas formicarius (sweet potato weevil), 1915 nucleotides. RefSeq names its product stress-induced-phosphoprotein 1 (gene Stip1). Lineage: Eukaryota; Metazoa; Arthropoda; Insecta; Coleoptera; Brentidae. Gene Ontology annotation, molecular function: Hsp90 protein binding. The transcript is spliced from 5 exons. The coding region runs from base 133 to 1734 and encodes 533 amino acids. The record is from RefSeq and is a predicted model, not a curated record.